AAUGGCUUUUAUGUCAAUGUGAAAUGUGACAUAACCUAAAAAUUCACAACGUUGUGCAAAGUAAACAGUGUUAUUUAUUAUUUCUUAAGACAAAAUGGGCAGGAAAAAUAAAGAAAAGCGAAAACCCAAAGAAAAGGAAGAUGGCCAAUCAGACCAAACCGCAGCAGAACAGAAAUUCAGUCAAAAUGAGGAUGAAGAAGAAAUGGAUGCACAAGCAGCGGAUCCUGAGCCGGAGGAAUUACCACACAAGCGAGAACAUGGUGACGACUACUCCGAUGUUGAAGACAAACCGAAAAGAAAGAAAAAGAAAAAACCAAUAGUACCUACUAAAAACACGGGACCCAAGAAAGGCCAACAUAAAGAAAAGCGAAAACACAAAAAAAAGGAAGCUGGCGAAUCAGACCAAACCGCAGUAGAACAGAAAUUGAGUCAAAUUGACGAUGAAGAAGACAUGGAUGCACAAGCAGCGUAUCCUGAGCCGGAGGAAUUACCGCACAAGCGAGAACAUGGUAUUGACUACUCCGAUGUUGAAGACAAACCGAAAAGAAAGAAAAAGAAAAACCCAAUAGUACCUACUGAAAACACAGGACCCCAGAAAGGCCAACAUAAAGAAAAUCGAAAACACAAAGAAAAGGAAGCUGGCGAAUCAGACCAAACCACACAAGAACAGAAAUUGAGUCAAAAUGAUGAUGAAGAAGAAAUGGAUACACAAGCAGCGGAUUCUGAGCUGGAGGUAUUACUGCACAAGCAAGAGCAUGCCGAUGACGAUUCUGACGUUGAAGAUAAACCAAAAAGAAAGAAAAAGAAAAAGCCAGUAGUGCCUACUGAAAACACGGGACCCAAGAAAGGCCAAAAGUCGAUCAGACAAAUGAAGAGAGAAAAACAUGCUGAACGCCAAGCCACUGCCCAUGCCGUGGCCAAGGACGAACACAAAAACGAGUGCCUUAAUUACCUGUCCCAAUGGAAACACAAUAGACAAAACUGGAAAUUUAUGAAAGCAAAACAAGUAUGGCUCUUCAAAAACAAGUUCUCAACUUUGUUAGUACCGGAUGCAUCAUGGCCCACACUAUUGGAAUACUUUGAUUCAGCACAAGGCAACAUUCGGAAACUGCUGCUAGAAGAUGCGAAUAAAAUAAUAAAGCAACUAGAUGACUGGACAGAAUCACAAAACAAGGAAAGUAGAGAUGAUGAAGAAACCGAGGAGACUAAAGCUGAAGCUGCCAAACCAGAUGAUAAUGUUUAUAAAAGAGCAAGGGACCUAAUACAAUGUUUACAAGAAUAAAACCUGUUU
Messenger RNA from Cydia strobilella, 1291 nucleotides. RefSeq lists its product as uncharacterized. The record is from RefSeq and is a predicted model, not a curated record. The transcript has a single exon. NCBI's taxonomy places the organism in Eukaryota, Metazoa, Arthropoda, Insecta, Lepidoptera, Tortricidae. Bases 95 to 1282 code for a protein of 395 amino acids.